AUGGCCAAAGGCUCGCCCAACUCCGAUCCUGAGGCGCAUGGUUCACCCCUUUGCACUCGUCACCAUCGGUCCGAGCGCCCGCGGCCCGUCACCCUGAACCACUAUCGGCAUUCACAAAACUCGUUCGACCUAGAGCCUUCGUUGGGGAUCCGGACAAACAAACGUGCCCCCGUCGCAUCCGACACCAGACUUCGCCGAAACUCGUCUUGCCCCACCUUUGUCGCUGACUCGGGCCGCAGCAGCUUCUCUGACGGCCCAGCGCCCUUGUUGAGGCACACAGCAAAGCGGCAUCUACCCCAGCACCGGCGACUGUCCUUCCCCUUUGAGCACACUGAUUUACGCCGAGCCCGACGCGACGCUCUGGGUUGCACCGGAUUCCCUUGCGCCAAAGCCCUGGGCUUCAAAGGCUAUCAGAAAUCAUCGAGCGCCCCCGUGUCGCCACACAAUACCUCACAAAGUGAUGCCGAGUCUGGGUUUGGUGACUCUCGCGUGUCAAGCCGCCGGCCAUCUGCAACCUCGUCCAUAGCCACGCCAAUCGUCCAUGGCGAAGACUCAACGCGACCGCGAUCCCGCGGCCGUGCGCGAGCCGGCACGUCCCCGUCCAAACCCAACCUGCAUACCCUGGAAGUGUUGUGCGAGUACCAGACCGAGUCUGCCCCCGUGUCUCGCCAUCCCGUUGCCCCGAACCAGGGCGUGGCUCCUCCAGGCUCUGACGACGGUAGGCACUUUUGCUCACUGACCCUUGUCCUUUGCCCCAUCCUGUUCAACGCUGGUUCUCACGUUCUGCCUGCAUUUGCCCAUCCAAUCGCCACAGAGCGGGAGCAAGACAAAGAUACGCUACCCACGCCGGAUGCACCGGCACAAACCAAACGUCCGGUCAUGCAGAGGUCUCCCCAGCCCGUCCAAAGACGCCAUGAAGCGCGGUCGACACCUUUGGUUUCGAUAGAUGACCAUCCAUGGGAUCUACUCAUGGCACAAAAACCAAUUCCUAACAGCAAACGUGGAAGUAAUUCAACCGAUUCGUCGGCCUGGGAGGACCUGGAUGUGGAUCUUGAACUUGACAUGGACUCCAACCGGGAUGUAGACUCCAACGCCCUUCCCAAAGCGACCAAAGGCGGGGUGUCGCGGAAAAAAACUCACCGACUACGCCAGCGCGCUGUCUCAGACCCUGCCCGCCCCGUUCAUGAGUAUAAACCCUCGCCACACCCACUGUUGAAGCGUCGCUCGACCCGACUCUUCAAGCAGCUCGUGCUGACAGCCUCGAGCUCAACAGCAUCCCUCAUUCAGCGCACUGCUUCGCCCGAAGUCCAACCUGCGGCUGCCUCGCCAACGAGCCUUGAUAUUGACCCCGAUUCAACGGCCAAGAUCCGUCGCUUCCUGCAAGAAAAACACCGCCGAGCUACUCAGUUUCGCAAGCUAGCCACUUCACUGACUGCAGCCGCCUCCACCUGUGCGCAGCGCCGACAAACCAGUGCCGCUGACCUAUGCGAUGAGUUUCAGCAGACGCUGGCACGCGCCCGCCCUACCUCGCCGCGACAGGGCCUUCGGCGCACUCUAGGCCUGGGUGCACCCCGAUCCAUCAGUCCCCAAGAGCCCGAGCGCGUGCCCACCCCCACGUCUCCACUCGGCAUCACUGUGCGCCGAGUCAAGAAUUUGUCAGAACGGCGUCGUCAGCUCAUCUCCACUCACACUAUUCGCUCGCGCUUCAUUCUUCUCGGGCCCCGCGGCUGUCAAAACGUGCCAGACGUGAGCCCCGGCAUCGAGCGUCCUGGUCGCGCGGCAUCAGUGUCCAAUCUAGCACAGCGAGCGCAGUAUGUAGCUGCGCCACUUGUACCAGACACCGCAUCAGACACCGCAUCAGACACUGCAUCAGCCCCCGUGUGUCUCACGCCAAACUUUUGGUUCGGCACCUGUAGAAGCUAUCGUGCAGUUGCACGUGCUCGCCGCAUCAAGCGCUCAUCUUCGCGGUCAAGCCGCAGCAUCGAAGACUCAGAAUGGGAAGAUGAUGAGAUACAAGCGUCGCCACAACAGGUUCCUGAGCUCGAACCUGAGCCGGAGCUGGAACCCAUUCCCAAACCCCUGCCCCGUCCCAUGUCAGCACCACCUCGCCCGUUCACCGCCGAUGCUCGCGACUUUCGCAACCAGUGCAGCCGGUUACUGCGCAACAACAGCACGACGGUAGACGCUGGCUCGCCUCGCUUGCAUUCGAUUCAGCACGUAGAAAUAGAGCUCGCUCGCAAUUCCAGUUACGCACAGGCCGUUCGUUUCCCGCGACCACUGUCCUUAUACACGACGGCAUCUGAGGAUUUGUCCGAUGAGGAAAGCUAUCGGCCCUCCACGGCCACAAGCUUGUAUCCAUACCCCGGCCACGCCUCGUCCCCGCCUUCAACUAGCACCUUGGCACAUCGGCGUCACAGUCUGUCAGCGCCGCCACCCUUUGGUAUCAACGGCAUGCCAAUCCCCUCGGGCGCACGCGACGGCAAUCUCGGGCGCGAAUCACGCUUGCGGCGCUCCUCGGCGUUUGCUCAUCACGAAGAGGAAACCAUUUCAGAGCUUUUACUGCGCGGAACAGCCCGGCGACCAAGCUCCUUAGAUGAUCGUGCGAGCUGCCGCAGCUCAUACGAUUUGUCUGCUCUCGAACAUCUUCGAGAGGACUUUCAGCCCGGGACCAGCACCCCGGAUGACAACCGUCGUUCUGAGAACGGCUCUCGUGUUGACAUGGCCUCCAACGUGGGCAGCGAGAACAUGCGCGAGCUUAUCUAUCACAUGGAUGAUGAGACCAACGAUGCAUUGAUGGCCAGCCAAACAAACGCGUCACUCAACGCCAGCCCGCACUGGCAGCAAUUUCAAAAUUCUUCCAUGGCCGAGAAUGUAUUGCGAUGGACACCAGCCGAUGACAUAGACACACGGCGCCGACAUUCGGCUGCCCAUUCGCACCACUCUACGGGUCAGCUGUCAUCAUCGGCCGCCAGCACCGGCGAGUCGGACGAGCUCGGCCUUCUGCGGCGCAACGCACGCAAGCUUGUGGACUCACUCAAUGCCCAGCUCGACGUGAUGCAAAAGCACGGUCAAUAUGACCCUUUGGCAGUUGAAGCGUUUACGGCAAAUCGUUUGGAAGAUAUGCAGGGUUUUGUGCAAAACUACUUGGAUGACAACGUUGAAGUUGAGAUGCAGGGCCUAAUAGACGAGCUGGACCCCGAUGGUUUGGGCUACAUCCCACUUGAAACAUUGCGGCGCUCCAUGAUUACCUCGGGUCGCUUUCGAAGCAGCGAGGUUGAUCUGAUUUUGCGCUAUGCUGAGCUGUCAGGCCCUGCCAACUCGAUCCGCGCUUUGGAGUUGAAGCGCUUGCUGUAUCGUCUGCUCCAUGGGCGCCUCAAUCCAGUGGGAAUUCCGGGCUGGCUACCAGAGCCUCUGACGCCGCCCAGCCGGUUGCAGUCACGCCAAUCCUCGGCGGGUCGCAACGCAUCCAACCGCUCAUCGGUGCGCAGUCGCCGUGCGUCUCGUCCUCUUGUUGCAACUCGUGGGCGCAACGGGCCACGGAGUCGCAAUAGCUCGUUCGACCUGGGUCCCGGACUGGAUGCGGUGCCUUUUGACCAACGGGCUGUCUCCGCUCAGCCAUAUAUUCUGCGAGGCCCAUCUGUACUCCCAGCCCUGCCUCCCCAGACCUGGUCGGAGGAGCGUCUGGACGAAGACGAGGCCGUACAUGAAGCACGGCACCCUUUGACUCGCAUUUCCCCUGGUCCUGGCAGUUCAUCGGGACACUGCUCGCGCUCUCCCAUACUGGCGACUUUAUCGCGCAUCUCAUCAUCAUCGUUGCAACGUGAAGGCUCCUUGACCAACACCUGGCACCAACUUCCUGAUUAUGAUGACAAGUCAGGCCGUGCUGAGCCCCAACAGACUGCACAAUCCAACCCGACAAGCGAUGGUAUGCCCCUCGUCGAUCGGAUAGGAGGAACGACGACCAUGCCCAACAACCACCCGACUACGAGCGACAGCGUCUUGGAACCCGAUGCAGAUGAGCACGUUGACAACACCUACGAGGCCAGUGAUGAGGAGGACGAUGAGGAUGACGAUGAGGAGGACAUUGCGGCCCAAGCACUCGAGGGCUACAAAGCACCGGUACCCGUACCAAUGCUAAACGUCGGUCCUGUGGCGUGGCCAGCGGACAUGAUCGAUGACGAAUCCAGCUUUGAGCGAAGCCCCAACAUGUCGCGGGGUACUGAAGCUGCCUCCCCCAGCAUGUCGCGCGCGGCAUGGCAUGCCAUGCUUGCUGCCAAGGACAUGCCUCGAAGUGAUUCAUGCGAGGGCAUUGUGUAUAGCGACGCCGAGUCGACUAGUACUGCGCGGCCCAGGCGAUCUACCGUCCUACAUAGUGACCGCAGCCGCCGCAGUACCGUGAUGUUUGAACGGGCCUUGUCGCUGGGCCGUGCGUCAUUACGCAUGUCGCAGCGCUAUGACAACAUUGACAGCCAGGAAGGAUCGCCACGGCCAUCAUCGCCGGCGAUCGAUUUAGUCAGCUCGCGCCUCAGCCUGAGCCACAGCAUGAACGAACUCUACUCGGAUGACGAGCCCUGCUCGCGCAAGAUGUCCAGUGCCAGCCUCGAGAGCGUGCGCCGUCGCUCGCGCACGUCGUCCACCCUGCAAGAGUCUCUCUCAGCCCAUGUACCCUUUGCGCAAGAUGCCGCCAUGGACAUCGCGGAGGAGAGGUCAUCAGACGGGUACAUUGAAGUCGAUAGCGAGGAUCUGGACCCCAACACGUUGGACGGCGCGGACGAUUGGGUCGAAUGUGCAACCGCCACAGGAAUCAAGCAGCCGAGCAACGGCCCGCCUACCCGGUCUGACAUCGAUCAGUCGUGGGUCGGCUAUGAUACAUGCACUCAGAGUAGCCCGAUGCAUGACGUUGAUGAUGAAGACGUGGAAGGCAUGGCUGAGGGCGUCCUGUACAGCAACGCGGGUGCGGUUCCGUCUCUGGGGCCACCGCCUUUCAACAAGGCUGCGGACACGGCGUCCUACCAGAAGAUGCGGGGCGGUCGCGGCCACAAUUCGCUGCAAGACUCAACCGACGAGAGCGACGAUCAAAUCUGCACCCGCCCGUUGGUCAACCGCAAGCUUCAGCGCCGACCGGCCACCCGGCGCCGGCCCACCACGUCCGGAGAUAGCCCUGGGAACAAGUCAGGAACGAGCAUCUCACCAGACGUUCACUCCAUGUUGAGCAGUCCAAUCGACCCGCUUCCAUUUCGCUCCGGACCUUUGGAGAUGAUGCGUGCGCGUUCGCCCGAGGGUGGACGAGACCGGGCCCGCUCCUUUGACCACCACUCGACUACGCAUCGCCAGUCUGACACGGCAGCGGACCCUGCAUGCACAGCAUGCAAGCCAUUGCCAGUGGCCGGGCCUCGAGACUACGUGUUUACGGCAGCGCAGGCGCUCCGCGAUCUCAACCAAGCACAGCGCCAACCGCCGGCCAACGUGGCCGUCCAUCAUCUGACACCAGGCGUUGCCACGGCGCGAGAGCAGGCCUCAUGCUCAGCGCCUCGUGUCUUGGUAGCCCGGCUGAUCCAGAACGGCCGGGGUGUGCGGUUUGAGCCGCAGACUGAUGUUUGA
Messenger RNA from Monosiga brevicollis MX1, 5601 nucleotides. RefSeq lists its product as uncharacterized. NCBI's taxonomy places the organism in Eukaryota, Choanoflagellata, Craspedida, Salpingoecidae. Bases 1 to 5601 code for a protein of 1866 amino acids. The record is from RefSeq and is a predicted model, not a curated record. The transcript has 5 exons.